AUGAAUCUUUACUUAGCAUUUUUGUUGCUACUCGCCCCUGUGUGGGCCAAGAGGUCGCUCUCCGCUACAUCGUUGGUCACAUGCAUGGAAAACUCACAGAUCUCCCCUUCAUACUUCAAUGUGACCUUCGAUCCCGAUAGUCGGGCUUUGAAAUACAACCUAGAUUUGACCACGGAAAUCUCGGGAAAUGUCACCGCCCACGUUCAGAUCUACGCCUACGGCUUCGUUAUAAUUGACAGAAAUAUCGACAUGUGUACUUUGGGCUGGAAACAGUUCUGUCCCCUUUACCCUGGCUCCCUCCAGAUUGAAUCUGUCGAGUACAUCUCGGCAUCGUACGUCAGACAGGUGCCUGGAAUUGCCUACACCGUGCCUGAUAUUGACGCAGUUGUGAAGGUGGAUGUCUAUGACAAGACUUCGGGUGAGAAAUUGUCGUGUCUUCAGUCCUCUUUCACCAAUGGUAAAACAGUGGCACAGACUGGAAUCAAGUGGGCUACUGCCGUGAUUGCAGGUUUGGGCUUGCUUAUGGCUGCCUUGUUGUCAACUUUUGGCAAUUCCAACGCUGCCGCACACAUCUCCACUAACUCUGUGUCGUUAUUCUUGUAUUUCCAGGCAGUGGUGGUUGUCUCCAUGCAGCAUGUGGAGAGAGUACCUCCUAUCGCAUCUUCAUGGGCAGAGAACUUGGCUUGGUCCAUGGGCUUGAUCGAGGUCAAGUUCAUGCAGAAGAUUUUCCGCUGGUAUGUUCAAAGUACUGGAGGAACGCCAACGUUGUUUUUCACGGGUACUACCAAGCAGAUCUUGGUCCAAAGAGCUAAGAGAUAUUUGCGUGAUUUGCACGAUUUCGUGCUCAAUGACCGUCGUAUCCUUCCUGGAAUCAAGCGUUCAUUAGACUACUCUUUGAGCUCAAAUGAAAACUUGAUUGUCCUUAGAGGAAUCAAAAGAAUCGGUUACAACUCCCACAUUGAGCCUACGUCGAUCGUGGUUACAGGAUUGACUUUCUUCGUCCUUUGUGGGUUCUUUUUGGUUGUGAUUAUCUACUUUGUCAAGCUGGCCACGGUUCUUUUGAUCAGAACAAAGAACAUGAAUCCUAACAGAUUGAGCCACUUCAGAAAGUCCUCUGCCAACAUCGUCAAGGGCUCUUUGUUGAGAUAUAUUUACAUCGGGUUUACCCAAGUGGUAAUUCUCUCGUUAUGGGAGUUCACCGUGCGUGAUUCGCCUGCUGUGAUUGUUAUUGCUGCAAUUGCUCUUAUUAUGACCGUAGGUGUCAUUGCCUACUCAUUCUGGAACACCCACAAAGUUGGAACUCGUUCUCGUGUCAAGUAUUCCAAUCCAGCUGCUUUGUUGUACGGAGACAACGCGGUCUUGCAGAAAUUUGGAUUUUGCUAUACUAUGUUUAAUGCCGAGAAGUACUGGUUUGGAAUGGUGUUGAUUUCCUAUGCUUUGCUAAAGGCCAUCUUCAUUGGCUUGUGUCAGGGCUCCGGAAAGACUUCGACCAUUGUUCUUUUCGUUCUCGACUUGGCCUACACAGUAUUCUUGUUUGUGAAGAAGCCCUACAUGGACAAAUCCAGCAAUAUUCUUAACUGCUCCGUCGCUGUGGUCAUUACUAUCAAUUCUUUUUUGUUUAUGUUCUUUUCGGAUGUCUUUGGACAACCUGCUUCGGUGGGUUCUAUUAUGGGAUGGGUUUUCUUCAUUUUGAAUGCUGCCUUCUCAUUCCUACUUUUGAUUAUGAUUAUUGUUUUGAUUUCUUUGGCUUUGGUCUCCAAGAACCCUGACGCUCGUUUCGCCCCUGCUAAGGAUGACAGAACUUCUUUCCAGAGAAAGUCUUCGCUUAAGCACAAGAGAUCAGAAAAGAAUUUGACCUCGGAAGCAAACACCCAAAAUGAAUUGUUUGCUUUGGGUGCAGCUGCACAAGAUCACCUGAUGAAUUGGGAGAGUGAGAUGUACAAGCUCAACGAUAUGGGUAGACAAACGGAGACCUCGUCCUCUUCGCAAGAUCGUCUGAAUCCACUUGAUGUUGACGAUGAGAAGUUCGAUUUCUACAAACACCCAGAUCCUAACGUCGAUGAAAGAUCUAUUGAAGACGCAGGUAAGAGCUUUGGAGAAAAGCUUAAGAGCAAAAUGAACAGAACGUUUUCCACGAAGUCAAAGGGCUCGCCCAAUGAAAAGGUGAUCACGAGAAUGAGUGACACUUUGAGUGACGACAACGUGGAUAGUCUUCCACUCUCUCCUGACAAGUCGCUUUUAAAUCACAAGCGAGACCACUCGGUUAUGUCGGAGUCUGCUUACUCCAAUUACUCCAACGUAAAUCCAACUGGAAGAAAGGAUUUUGUUUGA
This is a messenger RNA of Sungouiella intermedia, 2331 nucleotides long. NCBI's taxonomy places the organism in Eukaryota, Fungi, Ascomycota, Pichiomycetes, Serinales, Metschnikowiaceae. The record is from the annotation of a GenBank genome assembly.